Messenger RNA from Rosa chinensis, 3207 nucleotides. Its product is annotated as putative receptor-like protein kinase At3g47110. Gene Ontology annotation, biological process: protein phosphorylation. The coding region runs from base 1 to 3207 and encodes 1068 amino acids. The record is from RefSeq and is a predicted model, not a curated record. Gene Ontology annotation, molecular function: protein kinase activity; protein binding; ATP binding. The transcript has 3 exons. Lineage: Eukaryota; Viridiplantae; Streptophyta; Magnoliopsida; Rosales; Rosaceae.
AUGAGACUCGAAGGGAGUGAGAGGGAUAGGCUGGCACUACUAGCGAUCAAAGCUCAAAUACAACACGAUCCCAACCAGGUCACAAGCUCAUGGAAUGAAACCCUUCACUUUUGCCUGUGGCACGGUGUCACCUGCAGUCGACGACAUCGCCAAAGGGUGACAAAGCUUCAGCUGGGCUCUCUAGCGUUGGUGGGAUCCAUAUCUCAGCACAUAGGAAACCUAAGCUUCUUAAGAGUGCUAAAUCUGGAGAACAAUAGCUUCAAUCAUCAAAUCCCUCCUCAAAUUGGGCAUUUGCACAGAUUGAAGGUACUGUAUCUAAAAAAUAACUCACUUAAUGGUACUAUUCCUCCCAACAUAUCCAAUUGCUUCCAACUCAUCUCUCUUGAUCUUGCUGGAAACCUUCUGGUGGGUAAAAUUCCUCCCCAACUUAGUUCCUUGUCAAAGCUUGGAUUUUUUAAUUUGCAAGUUAACAAUUUAUCAGGAGAGAUCCCUCCUUCUUUGGGGAACCUUUCGUCUCUCGAGAUAUUUGGUUCAACUUUUAAUUCCUUAGAAGGAAGCAUCCCUAAUUCUCUAUGCCAGUUGAAAAAAUUAACAAUUCUCUAUUUAGGUGAAAAUAGUUUGUCUGGUAUCAUCCCUUCCUGCAUUUAUAAUCUCUCUAGUAUAGUUGAAUUCGAGGUAUCAGGAAACCAAAUUGAAGGAAGUCUUCCCUCAAACUUGGGCAAUGCUUUUCCCAACCUUCAAAUCUUUUCCAUUUACCAGAAUCAAUUUACUGGGGCCAUCCCUUUGUCAAUAUCCAAUGCAACAAAUCUUGUGUGGUUUCAAGGUUCUUCAAACAAACUUACUGGAAAGGUGCCAAAUUUACGAAAUCUUCAUAACCUAAGGCGAUUUGGUGUCAGUGACAAUAAUCUUGGAAGCAGUAAACAUGGUGACUUGAGUUUUGUCUCAGAAUUGAUCAACGCCACACGGCUAACUGGGUUGAGCUUGGGCUACAAUAAUUUUGGAGGGAUGUUGCCCACAUCAAUAUCCAAUCUCUCAACCAAUCUCCGAAUCCUAGGAAUUGGAGAAAACAAACUGCAUGGAAGCAUCCCAAGUGGAUUAGUGAAUCUUAUCAACUUGGAAGUGCUCUCUCUGGAGGAAAACUUCUUCACAGAUAGCAUCCCCAAUGACAUUGGGAAGGUUUCAGGGCUUGAGAAAUUGUAUCUUAACAACAACCAAUUAUCAGGGAGAAUUCCAUCCUCUCUAGGAAACUUGACAUUGUUAGCAAUGCUCCAAUUGCAAGAAAAUAAUCUAGAGGGUAGCAUCCCUUCCAGCCUAGGGAAAUACCAGUGGUUACUAGAAUUGGGCCUUUCUGGAAACAAACUGAAUGGCACGAUACCUCCUCAGGUUAUUGGCCUCUCAUCUUUAUCAACAAUUUUGGCAUUGCAUAGAAACCAAUUCACUGGUUCCCUUCCGAUGGAGAUUGGCAAAUUGAAGAAUUUAGGUGGACUAGACGUUUCUGACAACUUGUUAUCAGGAGAACUUCCCAGUAGCCUUGGCAGUUGCAAGAGUUUAGAAGCCUUAUACUUGCAAGGCAACUUCUUCUUGGGACCCAUUCCUUCAUCUAUGAAGGGCUUGAGAGGGAUUCGAUAUUUAGACCUUUCUCGAAACAAUUUGUCAGGAGAUAUUCCACAGUUCUUCGAACGCUUUGGAAACUUGGAGAAUCUGAACCUAUCCUUCAAUCAAUUUUGGGGAGCAGUACCAACUGAGGGUAUUUUCAAGAAUGCAAGUGCUAUUUCAGUUGCUGGAAACACAAGACUUUGCGGCGGUAUUCCUAAUCUUCAACUUCCUGUGUGCGAGUCUAAAGAGUCUAAAGGAGAAGGAUUGUCUCGUAGAAUGAAACUAGUGAUCUCUUUAGUUUCUGGGAUCACUCUGUUGGGACUGGCUGUGGUGCUCACUCUUUUCGUUCUUCUUCGUAAGAAAAGGAAAGAAACUGAAUUAAACACUUUUGGGAACUCUGUUUUGCAAGUUUCAUAUGCUACUCUUCUUAAAGCUACUGACGGGUUCUCUUCAGCUAAUUUGAUUGGUGUGGGUGCUUUUGGGUCUGUGUACAAAGGAAUUCUUGGUGAUGAUAGAGUUGCUGUCGCUGUGAAGGUGCUUAACAUGUUACACCAGGGAGCGUCUAAGAGUUUCAUGGCUGAAUGUGAGGCGUUGAGAAAUAUCAGGCAUCGAAAUCUGGUCAAGAUCUUAACUGCAUGUUCAAGUAUUGAUUUCAGCGGCAAUGAUUUCAAGGCCCUUGUUUACGAGUUCAUGGACAAUGGUAGCUUAGAGGAGUGGUUGCAUCCAUCUACUGGAACUGAAGAGGUAAUAGAAGCACCCAAAAGUUUGAAUCUUGUUCAAAGGGUCAACAUCGCCAUUGAUGUUGCUAGUGCAUUGGAUUAUCUUCACAACAAUUGCGGAACACCGAUCGUUCAUUGUGAUCUCAAGCCAAGUAAUGUUCUUUUGGACAGUGACCUUACUGGACAUGUUUCCGACUUUGGGCUGUCAAGGUUUCUCUUAAAACCAACCACGAGUGUUUCUGGAAAUCAAUCAAGCUCUAUUGGAAUUAGAGGAUCGGUUGGUUAUGCUGCGCCAGAGUAUGGCAUGGGAAGUGAAGUGUCAAAAUAUGGGGAUGUCUAUAGCUUUGGCAUUCUCUUAUUAGAAAUGUUUACAGGGAAGAGACCCAUGGAUCACAUGUUCAGUGACGGCUUGAAUCUUCAUAAUUUUGUGAAGACAUCUCUUUCUGAACGUGUUUCAGAGAUUUUAGAAUCACUAGUUCUCCAAGAAGACACCACCAAUGUGGCUGAAGCUCACAGGCACAGCCAAUUGAGUGUGAGAGCACAAAAAACUGAAGAGUUCUUGACUUCAAUACUUGGUUUAGGUAUUUCAUGUUCUGUUGAAUCCCCCACAAACAGAAAGGAUAUUAGUGAUGUUGCUUCUGAAUUGCAUUCCAUUAGGGCUCUCCCUGAACAUGUUGUAGACAUUGCAGAUACAUUAGUUCUUCAAUAUGAAAUCACCGAUAUCGAUGAAGCUCCCAAUGAAACCAGCUUGAGAGCAUAUAAAAUUGAAGAAUGUUUGAUUUCGACAUACGGAAUUGGAAUUGCGUGUUCUGCUGAAUUCCUCACAACCAAAAAGGAGAGUAGUGAUGCUGCUUCUGAACUGCAGUCCAUUAGGGAUAAUCUUGUCUACUAG